CGGAGGGGUGGAGAGGGUGGUAGGGGUAGGCUCAGGCUCCCGUCUGUGCGGUGUCUGCCGGCCCCGGUCACGGAAGGGUUAAGCGCUGCGCGGCGGGCGAGCGGGUCCCGGUACAUAGAAUAGCCCCGUCCCAGAGUGAUGUAAUGUGUGUAGUGCCCACAGGGGGUUGUGAUGUGACCCCCUCCCUCCUUCACCACCACACUAACAUGUAUAAGAGGUGGCACCGCGCAGCCUCCGGUCAAUCGGGCUCCGAAUCCGGGUCCGGGACGGCGGCCGCGCGCUCCCGCCAAACGCUGCGCGCCCCCAGGUGACGAGAUGAUGCCGAUGCUCGAAGCCAUGGAGGUCCCGAACCACGCCAAACAACUCCUCCUGCAACUGAACCGGCAGCGGACGAAGGGCUUCCUGUGCGAUGUGAUUAUCGUGGUGCAGAACGCGCUGUUCCGGGCCCACAAGAACAUCCUGGCGGCCAGCAGCGUUUACCUGAAGUCGCUGGUGGUGCACGACAACCUGGUGAACCUGGACCCGGAGAUGGUGAGUCCCGGCACCUUCCGCACCAUCCUGGAUUACAUCUACACCGGCCGCCUCAGCGAGUACGAGCCGAGCAGCGAGCAGAGCCUGGGGGCGGUCCUGGCCGCCGCCAGCUACCUGCAGCUUCCCGACCUGGUCGCCCUCUGCAAGAAGAGACUCAAACGCAACGGCAGCUACGUGCACAUCCGCACCGGCUUCUCGUCCUACGGCAAACUGGCGCGGGGUCUGCGCGCCGCCACCCCCGUUAUCCAGUCCUGCUACUCGGCCACCCCGCGGCUGCUCGACAGCCAGCCCCUGCACACCUUGAACACGAACUCGGGGGAGCUGUACGCCCCGCCUUCUCAGGGUAACCGGCUCCAGGGCCUGGCGCUCCCGGACCAGGCCACCUCGCAGCUGCUCGGCCUCGACCUGUCUAAGAGGAGCCCGCAGGACGACGCGCACUCCGGAGACUCCCGGCAGACCAGCCCGCCGGCGGGGGGGCCCCUGCUCGCCAACGGCGCCCCGGGCAAGGAGCAGGCGGUGGGCGCCGUGCACCCGAUGGAGACGGACGAGGUGCUGGGCCCGGAGGGCGGCCUCUUCAGGGGCGAAGGCAAGGGCGCGGACGAGGUGUCGCGCUGGUUCAAGCAGGAGCCGCUGCCGCCGUUCGCGGACGAGUGCGAGCGGGAGAAGGCGGCGAGGGGCGAGCGGCAGGAGCGCAAGGGGGAGGCGGCAGGGGGGCCGGGACCGCCGCCGCCGCCCGCCCGCUACCCCGGGCUCGGCUGCGACGAGGCGGAGGACGAGAAGAGCAGCAGUGAGGACACGAGCAGCGACGAGCCGUGCGGCUCCGGGGCCGCCGAGCGCUUCCAGUGCGCGCACCUGGGCUACGAGCCCGAGCACUUUGGCGACAACCUGUACGUGUGCAUCCCGUGCGGGAAGGGCUUCCCCAGCUCCGAGCAGCUGAACGCACACGUGGAGAGCCACACCGAGGACGACCUCUUCCACAAGGAGGUGGCCGAGCCCGCCGCGCCCUUCGCCGACAAGCCGGGCGCCGCGCUCGGCGACCUGGUGCGGCCCUACCGCUGCUCCAGCUGCGACAAGUCCUACAAGGACCCGGCCACGCUGCGCCAACACGAGAAGUCGCACUGGCUGACCCGACCCUACCCCUGCAACAUCUGUGGCAAGAAGUUCACGCAGCGCGGCACCAUGACCCGCCACAUGCGCAGCCACCUGGGGCUGAAGCCAUUCGCCUGCGAGGCGUGCGGGAUGCGCUUCACCCGCCAGUACCGGCUCACCGAGCACAUGCGCAUCCACUCGGGCGAGAAGCCGUACGAGUGCCAGAUCUGCGGCGGCAAGUUCGCCCAGCAGCGCAACCUCAUCAGCCACAUGAAGAUGCACACGGCCGACUGCAAGCCCAAGCUGGACUUCGGCGACAGCGUGUACCCGCUGGCCAAGUUCGCCGCCACGCACCUGGCCAUCCACCAGGACAAGGCGGCCGAAAUCCUGAGCCAGUCGGCGCAGCUGGCGCCCGACUCCUUCCCUGCGCCCUAGGCCGCUACCCCACCCAGCCACCCCACCUGUGCCAAGGCCCAUCCCGGAGAGCCGGGGCCAGCCGCCUACUCCCGCCCGCUCCACGCGGAGGGAGGGGGCGGCGGGAGAACUGUGAGGCUCCGGGGUCACCUCACCCCCUCCCGGGCCACGUUUGCCUUAAGGUUUGAACUGUAGAACGUGAGAGCCGAAACCUGAUGAUGUGAGCGCACGGAGCCGGGGGCCUGGGGGACGAGGAGAGGUCCCUCACUACCUCCUCCAGCCAGCCCCCUCCCGACACAGCACCUCAACCCUCACCACUGAGCCUCCUGCGCUCUGCCAAGCCGGGAGUUUGUGUAAUCGCUUUCACCAGUUAUAUUCCUAAAUGUUUCUGAAGAUGUCCCUGAAACUUCUGAACUUUAUCCUGCGACAGAACCACUAAAUCCCAGCGCCGCUCCUCAGCCGCCGCCCUGCUCCACGCCAGCCCCGCUGUGCAGAGGCCAGUGCCCCGGACACAGCUCCGGGCAGUGCCGCGUUUUCAGUGCGCACACAGACACCACACCGACAGCUUUCUCUAACUUCUCAACACUGUGACACCACCAGCCCGGGUAACCUCCGCCGGUACCGGCUGCACGGCCGUGCCUCGGUGUGAGUUUGAAGACUCACCCUAAAGUGUAGCUGCUCUCCCUCAGACACACUUCCCGGCCAGUUCAGCUAAACUUGCGGAUGCAUCCGAAGUCUCACGGCGAGUGGCAAGGAUUUUGGAGAUGACAGCGCGAAGCGGGGAAGAAGUUGGGUCCUACAAAUAACCAUGGGAUAAAGUUGGAAAUUCCAGGUCGGUUAUUAAGUCACUUAUUAAAUGCAGUAUUUUAGCAUGAGAUGCAACUUGCCAGUAUGGUUACUUCUGUGUUUUUUUUUGCAGGGAUUUGUAAAGAUUUCCUAUUUUGUAUGUCCGAUUGGAUCUGGGUGGGAAUGCAUGUCCAAUCUGAGCACUGUGCCGUGUGUUAGACACACGCUCUGUAAAUGAAAUUGUAACCAAAGUCAGUCUGCAGACACCUCCCAAAUAUUUUUUUUAAAAAAACAGAUUUUAAAAAGCCAAAAUACAAUUCACAACGUUGCAAUACAAAAAAACAGUAUUUUUAUAAAUGUUUUUGCAUUAAAAUGAGUGUAUUUAUUGCAUGUAUUUGUACUGUUUAUUUUAAACCAGUCUGUAUAAAAUGCUUCGAUGGGAUAAUGUUUCUAUAAUUGUAUUUUUGUAAAUCAGCGAACCAAAAAUUUUCACCGUGAAACUGGUUUCUAUAAAACACCAAGUAUCAAUUAAAACGUUACAGACGUGG
Molecule: messenger RNA, 3368 nt
Organism: Pristis pectinata (smalltooth sawfish)
Lineage: Eukaryota; Metazoa; Chordata; Chondrichthyes; Rhinopristiformes; Pristidae
Gene: hic1
Product: hypermethylated in cancer 1
Exons: 2
Coding region: 316-2055 (579 amino acids)
Biological process (GO): regulation of transcription by RNA polymerase II
Cellular component (GO): nucleus
Molecular function (GO): RNA polymerase II cis-regulatory region sequence-specific DNA binding; DNA-binding transcription factor activity, RNA polymerase II-specific; protein binding
Source: RefSeq, a predicted model, not a curated record